UCCAUUUUUUAGGUCCUAAAAAAGCUCGAAUGUUCAUUUCCGCCAUACCUUCUUAGUCAAGAAAGCAUUUCAUUCAUUCUAUCUCUAACCUUUUCUUUUUCCUCUUUAGCAUAUUUAUACCAUUCAACUUCUUCACACCUUCCUCCCUUUCUUUCUCUCUCUCUCACUCUCUCUAAACUCACUAAACAACAAAAGCUACCCAUCUUGUCUUCCUUGAAUACUCCGUUCUUCUUUGAAUUCUCCCCCAUUCAAACCCCUUUUCAACUCAUCUCCCUUUUCUCAAUUCUUUCACACUUAAUUACAUGUUUGUUACUCUUUACCUUCUUUUUCCUUUAUAUUCUCGUUCAAAUACUCUUUAAGGCAUAUUAACAAACACUUACUAGACAUAACCAUCAAUAAGGGUUUCAAAAUGCUGGAGCUGGAUGUGGAUAUCUCCAAACCCGAAUCUGAGCCCGCUACAACAAGCUCUGGGGGAGGAAACAGUAGUAGUGGAAGAAGACCUAGAGGAAGACCUCCGGGUUCAAAAAAUAAGCCAAAACCACCUAUAAUAGUAACCCGAGACAGCCCAAAUGCGUUAAGAUCUCAUGUUCUAGAAGUUUCACCGGGUUCGGAUGUUGUUGAAUCCGUUACCAAUUUUGCUCGCCGGAGAGGAAGAGGAGUUUGUGUAUUUUCCGGUAACGGUUCCGUUACUAAUGUUAAUCUUCGGCAACCUGCAUCACCAGCUGAAAGCGUGAUGACGUUGCACGGAAGGUUCGAUAUAUUAUCAAUCACGGGUACUGCUUUACCACCACCAGCUCCACCUGGAGCGGGUGGGCUUACCAUUUUUUUAGCGGCAGGGCAAGGGCAAGUUGUGGGUGGAAGUGUUGUGGGCCCAUUAAUGGCUUCUGGGCCUGUAAUUUUAAUGGCGGCGUCGUUUGCUAAUGCGGUUUUUGAUAGAUUGCCAUUAGAGGAAGGUGAGGAAAGAGAAAGUGAGAAUAAUAACAACAAUCAGAUGGUGCAAGUGCAGGGUAAUCAACAACACCAGCAACAGCAAUCUACUGCUUCACAAUCAUCCGGUGUUACUGGGAAUGUAGGCCCGGGCGGAGGCCCACUUGAAGGUGGUAAUUAUUCGAGUUACGGCGGUGGCGGCGGCGGCGGUGGAGGAAAUAAUGUGUUUGGUUGGAGGCCGCAGUUUUAAGACAUUUCAACAGUUGGUGGGCAAAUUAAAGGGGAAUGAAUAGAAUUUUGGGUAUAUGAUGAAGAUGGAUGGAGCUCCCAAAUUGAGGUACAAAUUUUGUGUACAAAAACUAUGAAUGAAUUAAUGAUGAAAGUUAUGCAACUUUAUAGAUUAGUCUCUCCCCUUUUUCUGUUUUUGUUUUAGAUUUUAAUUGUAUUGUAUUAAUUUGCUCAAUUGCAUGUUGGGGGUUUGUUCUUGAGGGACUUUGUUUUUUUUUUAAUGGUUUAAUUUAAUUUGCAGAUUUUUAAUGGUUGUGGAAUAUAUUUAAUUUAAUCAUGCUA
Molecule: messenger RNA, 1497 nt
Organism: Amaranthus tricolor (Joseph's coat)
Lineage: Eukaryota; Viridiplantae; Streptophyta; Magnoliopsida; Caryophyllales; Amaranthaceae
Product: AT-hook motif nuclear-localized protein 25-like
Exons: 1
Coding region: 410-1177 (255 amino acids)
Biological process (GO): vegetative to reproductive phase transition of meristem
Cellular component (GO): nucleus
Molecular function (GO): minor groove of adenine-thymine-rich DNA binding; DNA-binding transcription factor activity
Source: RefSeq, a predicted model, not a curated record